AUGAAAGCUAUGAACUCGAAGGAGGCAGAAGAGUCCAAUGAAGGGGGAAACACCCAUGGCGUGCACCAUGGAGGCUGCGCCGACUUUGAAGGCAGUUAUGGUGUCAUUGAUGAGGCGAUAGAGAGCUCAAUGGAGUUAACCCAGACACUAGGCGGCACUGUUGGACUUAAGAAAGGCGACGCCAAUGGAGGCGCCUGCAUGAAGGAAAGAGGGAAAAAGCUGAGCAGCACCAGCAGUGUGCUAGGUGACGCCAGCUGUGUGCCAAACGGGGGUGGAGCCUGUUUCAAUAGUUGCUUCUUUGGUGCUCUAAGCGUUGACUCUAAUGCUGAGAGGAGGGAGGCUUUAGGCAACUCCCGUAGUGGAGUAGGUGGUGCUCAUUGUCUAGGAGACACCAUGGGAGGCGCCCAAGGUGGAGUGGGUGGUGUCUCGGGUUGUUUUGGUAACGUCUCAGGUAAUUUGGGGGCAUUCGGGUUGCUAUCAAUGCCCCAGCUGGCUUGGGCAGUGCCUCGGGUGGUUUUAGCGACGUCUUGGGUCACUUGGGUGACGUUUCAGAUCUCUUGGACGCUGGCAUUGGGUAUUGACCAUACUGGCAUUGGGUAUUGGCCAUCGGGCACUAGCGUUGGGCAUUUACCAUUGGACGCUAAUGCUAGACAUUGA
Ilex paraguariensis (yerba mate) is the source of this 657-nucleotide messenger RNA. Lineage: Eukaryota; Viridiplantae; Streptophyta; Magnoliopsida; Aquifoliales; Aquifoliaceae. The record is from the annotation of a GenBank genome assembly.